AUGUCAGGAUUAGAUGAAUGUGAAAAGAAUGGAAUUGUUAUAGAAGUUGUAAAUAACAUAAUAAUAAGUAAACCAAAUGUAGAAAUAACACUAGAUAUGGAAUUACGAAAAAUUGGUCAAAUAUUACACAUUGUCGAGAAUUAUAUUGUUAUAGACUCAGAAUUAUCAGGAGAAUUGCAAGUUUUAGAUAGUGAUA
Molecule: messenger RNA, 196 nt
Organism: Entrophospora sp. SA101
Lineage: Eukaryota; Fungi; Glomeromycota; Glomeromycetes; Entrophosporales; Entrophosporaceae
Source: the annotation of a GenBank genome assembly